UUCAAGCGACGCCUCACCCUACUCUGGCCCUUGGUUGUGUACUCACGUGAUUUUUGCUUCUGCGACAGUAUGGUCUGUUGGUGUUAGGGAACGCUGAUUCCUUAUGGUCUCCUGAGAUACAGAGAAAAACGGAGUACACAAAGCAUUUGGUGAUCAAAAAGGUAUGGGCAGCAUAAUCUCAUUGACAAAAACUGACGAAAACCAAGAUUUUAGCACAGAGGGGGUAACCAAAGGUGUUGAAGAUGAUAUACCUGAUGAUGACUGCAUUCUGUCAGAAAAGAGAUUCAACCUAGACACAUUAAGUAUUUUGGAUAAAGUGUGUGAUCAUUCUGUUAAUGGGGAUAAUAAUUUCAUUAUGAACAAGGAAGUAAUGGAUAUAAAAGAGAAAAGUUUAUCAGACUGUGUUACGGCACUGCAAGGUCAACAAAGUGCAGAUCAUGUGAGUGAUGUUUCAACUGAGUGUGUGCCAGUUGCAGCGAACCUAGUAGACAAAGAUAUUAAUAACAAAAAUAUGGUUGAUCAAAUUAAUGAUAAACAUGGAAAAUCAUUUCCAAACAAACAAGGUAACCUUCCUGAAAGUGGAUUUGAUAAUACAAAUAAAAAAUGUCAAAUAAAAGAGGGAAGCUGUAAGUAUCCUCAUAAGGCCUCAGGUGAGAAAGCGUCUCAGAUCAAGCCAGAUGUUUUAAAAGAACAGUCAGAACUAAAUUCUAAUGCCAUGAUAACUGAUGAGAGAGUAGACUGCUCUCACAGUGUUACUGGGAAAAAUAAUGAGAACCAUGUUUACAAGAGGAGUGCUAUUAUUGAGGCCCUAAUGAACAUUUUGAGCAGGAACCAGAACCAAUUAGAAAACAAAAUGCCAACUGCUGGAGCUGUCACAACCAAUGUGAAAUCACAAACUGUUCCAUCCACUGUAACUCUCUCAAGUAAUACUAAAGCUAGCAAACUUGACAAGUCAUCGAUGACCCCAGACAGAUUAGUUUUUGAUGCUGGUCGAGUGAGGAAACAGUUGAAGUCUGGAGUUGAACGCGUGUUAUUACAGCUGGAGAAAUUAAAGGAAGCAUUAAAUAUUUUGCCAUUCAACAAUGAUAAUUCAUUUGCAUUGACUGCAUCUGAAAGACUGAAAAAUCAGAUAAAAGGGAUGACGACAGCUGUAACCCAAAUGUACCACAUUGUGUAUAACACGCCACAAAAGGACCUCAGUUUUUUGGACAUACUAUACCAGAUGGCAACACAGCUGAGUAAAGCCGAGGAAGAAAUACUGAAGAUUCGUGACACUACUGAAGAUUCUGUGACGUAUUUAUUACAUUUCCAGGAAAAACUUGACAGUUUGAGAGACGGUGAUAUGAAAGCAGAAGAUAGAAUCUCAAAUUAAAUUAAUUUUAUUUGUAAAUGAUGGACUUAUUCAAUUUCUCACCAGAAACACAGCAUCUACAGAUAAGAAAGUAUUCCAAUUAAGUAAGAAUUUCCUAUCUGUAAUGAGAUCAAUUACCAUUUUUAUGUACCACAUAGAGUUCAUUAAGCAGUUAGUAAAGUUUUAGAGAUAGCACUACUCUCAGGCACUGGCUGCAGGCAGUAACAAAAUGAGAUUACAGCUCCAUCUUGAAAAUGUUAGCAUUUUUUCCAGGUUCAUUGUGAACAGGUAACACUUAUUAAGCUAUAACAGAUCUCGUAUUUUGUCUUUAAAAUGGAAAAGAAUAAGAUCGAUUAGUAUCUCAAAGAACAAAAUUAUGAAUGAAGUUCAUCUGCAGAUGUAAUGAGAAAUUUACAACUGUAUACUCUGAGUCUAAUGUGCAUUAUGGGACUGACACUUGUCCAUAAAAAAAAAGUAAAAAUACCUUAUUUCACAUCUCUCUGAAAGUGUCAUUGAACAAAGCAGAGUACUUAAUUAAUAAUCAGCAGCACAUUUCAAGUUGUUAUGAUGGAAAUAUCAGGGAGCUGAGUGCUAUUGUGAGGGAAAUCUAAUUUAUUUCCUAAAUUAACCUCUACCUCGUACUUUUAGUUAGCUGUUUUUAUAUGGUAUAUUGUUUAAGAAAUGCACCUAAAAGAGCAUGAAAAUGGUUUCUUUUGGCAGGGACAACUAUUCUGUUUAAAUGCUAGCACAUAAGCCUAAUGUAAAUACCUGUGCUUCAAGAAUUUUAAUACCUGUGACUUAGUUGUAAUUUAUGCAUUUCUUGAAAACAAGGAGAUUGUUAGACCACACAGUUUGAAAAUGAGUA
Messenger RNA from Schistocerca cancellata (South American locust), 2216 nucleotides. RefSeq lists its product as uncharacterized. The coding region runs from base 164 to 1372 and encodes 402 amino acids. Lineage: Eukaryota; Metazoa; Arthropoda; Insecta; Orthoptera; Acrididae. The record is from RefSeq and is a predicted model, not a curated record. The transcript has 2 exons.